Molecule: messenger RNA, 844 nt
Organism: Danaus plexippus (monarch butterfly)
Lineage: Eukaryota; Metazoa; Arthropoda; Insecta; Lepidoptera; Nymphalidae
Gene: CPG14
Product: prisilkin-39-like
Exons: 2
Coding region: 111-719 (202 amino acids)
Source: RefSeq, a predicted model, not a curated record
GAACCGAUAGCCCAAAGUAAAAGUAGCUGGCAGAAUCUCCGCUAUAAAAGCGCCUAACCACUCCAAGAAGCAUCACACAACCUCGACCGUUCAGUCAGUACACAACAAUCAUGGCCAAGUGGAGCAUUGUCGCCCUCGCCCUUAUCGGCUGUGCCGUUGCCGAGCCCCCCGUCGGCUACAGCUACUCAGCACCAUCUUCCCUGCUUGUCGUAGGAGGCGGCCACGGCCACAGCUCUCCUCUAGCAAGCGGCGGCCACUACCACUCGGUGCCCGUCGGCCACCAGUCCUCUGAAGGAUACCAUAUCGACCCCCAUCUAUUGGACAAAAUCAAGCACAUCAUCCUGAAGGACGAGAUCCAGAACCAAGCUUACCAAUCAUCCGUCGGAGGUCACGGCCACGGUAUCUCAUCUCACUACGGACCUCCCGCUCCCGUCUACGGCGUACCUCAUGACAGAAUCGUGGGUGUUGAAUUAGAGUCUCUCCAACAAGGCAUCCAGGUCGCUCAGUACCACCAGGCCGAAGAAGGUUACGCUGGUGGUUAUGCUGGCGGAUACUCUGGAUACUCCAGCGGUGGCUACUCCAGCGGUGGCUAUUCCAGCGGCGGACACGGCUCAAUCUCCUACAGUGCCCCAUCAUCCAGCUACACCACUAUCGGAGUCCCGUCCGGUUCCUACGGCGUCCCCUCUAUCUCGUCCUCCUACGGCGCUCCUCACCACUAAACGAAACGAAACAUUAGUCAUCUCAUUACAUUUAAUGUUAUGAAACCCAUGUGAUCACAUCUAGACGUUAACUGUAUUAUAUUUGUUGUUAAUGUAAGUUUCUGUAAAUAAAUCUAUCUUUUGUA